AUGGCUGUGCAGAAGUGCAUUUCCUUUGCCAUCCUAGUCUUCUCGUUAGUACAGAUACUCAACGGACUUGAUUCUGACCAGCCCACAAACACGGUGCUAGGAGGUUGGGAAUGUAAGCUGACUGUUUCCAUGGAUUCCGUAUUCAGAACGGUCUGGCCUCAUUCCGGAGAUGUAGAUCCAAAUGAUAAUAUAAAGUUGGAGCUGCACACAAGACUUUCGAACAAGACAAUUAUUGCGGAAAAUGGUCGCGUCGUGAAGAUUAGUGAUUCGGACUUCAGGCCAAACAGAAAAACGGUUCUUAUUGCGCACGGCUUCAGGGAAGACUCUUCAACCGAGUGGAUAACUCCACUCAUUGAUGCAUAUUUAAAAUACAAAGAUGUCAAUGUCAUUGUUGUGAACUGGGGUGUCUUCACAUUGACUGUGGACUACUACGCAUCUACUGAGGGUGUCGCAAAAUGCGCUCAACAAGUGGUGGAUUCACUCGAAGACAUCGUUUAUCAAUUCGGUAAUACAACUUCGUUGGCACCUAUGCACCUGAUUGGAUUCAGUCUGGGUGCGCAAGUUAUGGCAAAUGUGGCAAAGAGAUUCAAUAAAAAGCAGGAUAUCUGGAAAAUUGAGAGAAUAACGGGAUUGGAUCCAGCUGAUCCGUGUUUUGGAGAUAACGCUGUUAGGUUGAAUGCGAGCGAUGCACCAUUCGUCGAUAUCAUUCAUACAAAUGGGGAUCAACGAUUUGACGUGGUAUUCGGCACGGCAAUGCCCAUAGGUCAUGUCGAUUUUUACGUCAACAGGGGGCAGAUACAACCGGGUUGCCCUGAGAAUAUCUCUUGGUAUGACAGCGUAGUAGAUGAUAAAUCUGGUUUUUUCACGGCGGUUUGUAGUCACACAAAAGCCCCCCGUUAUUUCAUCCAAUCUUUGGAAUUGGUGAAUGCAGGUGAACCGCCGUUGAUAGGAAUGAAAUGGAAGCGCAAUGACUUACCUUCGGCACUAGAUUUUCUCUAUAAUAAUACUUGUAGAACGAAUUGUCUGGCCAUGGGUAUUCUAGCGGAUAAUCAAAACGAAGAUUCUUCAGGGGUUUAUUUUGUCCCUGCAGCAAGUCAAAAACCAUAUAAUGUAAUCCAACCUUCCGAUAUGGAAAAGAUUGAGAAGAUACUGAAGGAAUCAUUGGGAUAGUCCCAGACUCGUCAUUUCUUUCUCUCUCGUUUGAAUAGAGAAGAAAAAUUACAUCGAUCUUCGAAAAAAAUAAAUCUUCCAUUCUUAUAAUCAGCUAUUAUUAUGAUUUGAUAUAAUGAUAUUCUUUCUUUCAAUCUCCUCCAAUCCUGUACACCAUAUAUACCAGAAAUAUCCUGAAAAGGAUCAGUACCAGGGUAGAAUCCUCUCUCUUCACCGACGAUAUCGCUCUAUAUAUGCGAGUUAACGAUUAUCAAUCAGACAGAGCCAUUUUGGAAAACUCAGUAGAUCAAGUCAUUGCCAACUUGAAGGCAUUAGGAUUAGACAUUGCUCCCCAAAAAACAGUUACCCUAAGAUUUAGCAAGAAAGGCUCCCCCCCGGAGAAUAUCAAAAUCAGAAUUGGGAACCACGAGAUUGUCUCGUCUCCCACGGCACGGUUCCUUGGCAUUUCGAUCAAAAAUUAAGUUUCAACCACCAAAUCUCAAUGAUCCAACAAAGAUGCCUUAAAUCCCUCAACUUGAUCAAAUUUCUGCGAACCACCUGGUGGGGAACAGACCCUGAAACUUUAAUUGGAUUAUACAAGAGUUACGUAAGAUCUAUAAUAGAUUACGGAAUUUUUGCCUACUACCCUAACACGAAAAAGUACCGGUCAAAACUCGAAUCCAUACAGUACACGGCCAGCCGACUGGCGCUAGGAUACAGAUGUAGCACUCCCACCAACAUUCUACUAGGUGAAUCCAAGCUCAUGUCCAUAGAGGAACGAGCACGCUUCCUUUCAAAGUCCUACCUAAUCAAGGUCCUGAGCAACCAAUCCACCCAAGUUCAUGACACAAUCUCCCUUAUUUUCAAGGAGAAAAAAACCCGAAAACUUGCUAGGAAUGAGUUGAUCACCAAGGCCAUCAGAGAGGUCUUACAACUCGAAUACUUAGUGAUGGGUGAUGACAACUUUAGCAUAUUCAUCCACUAUCUCCCCACCCUAUUCACUUCCAUCAAAACCGCCAGCAACCUUGGAACGUCCCUACAAAAUCUUCUUGCUCCCGAGGCUCUGGGACUAGAACUGGAACAGAACUUCCAACACUUCAACGUAAUAUAUACAGAUGGUAGGAAGGACCCAGACGCUGGAUACGUGGGGGCGGGUUGUCACUGUCCGAAACUGGGCAUUGGUUCCUCAGUCCUCCUCGACACUCACUGUUCGGUGUACAGCGCGGAGUACAUUGCGCUGAAUCUUGCAUUGGAUGUAGCCAAGAGCACCAGGGAUACCACCCACCUCAUACUCUCUGACUCCCUUAGUGCCAUACAGAGCCUGGAAUCCAUUCACUUUCAUCCGCAUAUCAACCCAUACAUAUUGCUCGCGAAAAAGAAAUAUCGGGAAUUUCUGGACAACAACCCGUACAACACAAAAAUUGUCUUCCGCUGGAUUCCCACGCAUAGGGGGAUUCAGGGAAAUGAGGUGGCUGAUAAUCUGGCGAAAAAUGCCACGGAAUGCAGCCGGGAGCAGUACCCGGUUCCACCUACGGACUUUAAGGCCAAAUUCAAGGCCGAAGGGCAUGCGAGCACCAGGGAAGCCAUAAGAGCCCAAGCCGAGCGUGAACACAAACCCAAGGGUGCGCUCUUCUUCCAAUACUAUUGGAGGAAGAAUGUCCAUCCUUGGUAUCAUGAAGCCAAACUCCCUAGGGAUCUCAUUGUAUGGGUGAACAGGGCCAGAGCAGGACAUUAUCACCUGAACGAAUCUCUCAUGAAAAUUAAAGUUGUCUCGACUCGGGAAUGCGGCUGUGGGGCCGAGGUUCAGGAUAUUAACCACGUGCUGUGGGAAUGUCCUGAAUACUCCGGCCAAGACAGAGAGCUUAUGAUUGACAAACUAAUCAUCGGGAAAUAUCCUAGACGGUACACCAUAGCCGCAUUCCUGUUGGCAAAGGACCUGGUACCACUCAAGAUCAUACACGAAUUCGUUAAGAAAUGCAAAAUAAAGAUAUAAACCUGUCAAAGAUUAAACAACCCAAUAAUGGAUUGAUAGUAUCGAGAAGAUGAUUGAAUUUUUCCAAAACCGGUGAAAUUAGAAUGUAAUCUAGAAAGAAUUAAAAAAAAAAA
Molecule: messenger RNA, 3255 nt
Organism: Diachasma alloeum
Lineage: Eukaryota; Metazoa; Arthropoda; Insecta; Hymenoptera; Braconidae
Product: pancreatic triacylglycerol lipase
Exons: 6
Coding region: 1-1170 (389 amino acids)
Molecular function (GO): lipase activity
Source: RefSeq, a predicted model, not a curated record